CCAGCUGCUCACAUCAUUGGUUAAAGCCAGAAGAAAGCACACUGGAAACAACACUCCAUUUACAAACGUCUUUCAUGACACAAACCACAAAAAAAGAAAAGUAAUGGAUUGUGACCGGAAGGGAAGGAAAGAGAGGCAUACUGAGAGAAAGACGAUGAAUCUUGCCUAUGAGGAACCUGAGGCCCAGCCUAGGAAGAAGCUGGCUAAAAGGAGGGGGAAAAGCAAAGAAGAGCAGAAGGUGAAGACAGAAAAGACUGAGACGAUCUCCUCGGUCACUAAAAAAGGAAGGAAGGGGAAUCUAAAGAGAAAAAGAUUGGAUGUUCAUCAUAAAGAACCUGAGCCCCAGCCCAAGGAGAAGGCAAACAAGAGGAGGAGAACAGAGAAAAAAGAGAAGACUGAAAAUGCAGAAAACAUUUUCAGUCGAUACGUUUUGGAUGGUAUGCUGGGAGGAGGGAGCUUUGGCGCCGUCUACCCAGGAGUUCGGAAAUCAGAUGGGAAAAAGGUGGUCGUGAAAUUCACGCCUAAGCGUCCAAAUGAGCAAUAUAUCACUCUGCCCGGUGACAUACACAGUCUUCCUCUUGAGGUGGCACUAAUGGAGAUCGUGUGCAAGCCGCCUCAGUGUCAGUUUGUGAUAGAGCUGGUGGAAUGGUGCGAGACACCCUCAUUUAUCAUCUUGGUUCUGGAGCGGCCCGACCCCUGUGUGGACCUCUUCAAAUACCAGCAAACUGUAAACAUGUCUGAAUCACUGGCUCGAACCAUCAUGCGGCAGGUGAUUCAGGCUGCACGUCAUUGCCGUGACCGUGGUGUCUUCCACCAGGAUAUCAACUCAAAAAACAUUCUCGUAAACCCCCAGACAAUUGAAGUGAAGCUGAUCGAUUUCGGCUGUGGUGAUCUGCUUAAGGACACCCCUUACAAGGAAUUUAACGGCACCAAGAUUUUCCGCCCACCAGAAUUGUUUGUGGAAGGAGAGUACAAGGCAAAACCUGCCACCGUCUGGGGUCUUGGCCUUCUUCUGUACAACCUGUUAUGUGGACGAGAUGUUUUCUGUAGAGUGAAAGAGAUCGUUGAAGGCCACAUGGACUUCCCUGAUCAUCUGUCUGAAGCUUCCUGCAGUCUGUUGAAGUGGUGUCUGCAACAAGACCCGAAGAAAAGACCAACCCUCGAGCAGAUCCUCUCACAUCACUGGUUCACAUCAUGAAGAAGUAGCAGAGUUGACUGUCCCACUCACAGACGGGGCUGUGUAUUGUGCUAAUGUAUUGCACUACUGAUCAUCUACGGUAUAAACUAAAAAAAUGAAAUGUCUUUUAAGGGUCAUUAAUGUAGAAAACUGUCUUGCAUUGAGUAACAUAUUGUAUGCAUGUUAAUAAAGCCUUUAAUAUGUUAAAGUGAUGUUAAUGUAAUCUGGAGAGAAAUAAAGACUUGUUAAUGCACAAAACCAAAAUUCUUUACAACCCUCUACA
Clarias gariepinus (North African catfish) is the source of this 1460-nucleotide messenger RNA. Its product is annotated as serine/threonine-protein kinase pim-2-like. Gene Ontology annotation, molecular function: ATP binding; protein serine/threonine kinase activity. Bases 104 to 1198 code for a protein of 364 amino acids. Gene Ontology annotation, cellular component: cytoplasm. The record is from RefSeq and is a predicted model, not a curated record. The transcript is spliced from 6 exons. Gene Ontology annotation, biological process: negative regulation of apoptotic process; regulation of mitotic cell cycle; protein autophosphorylation. NCBI's taxonomy places the organism in Eukaryota, Metazoa, Chordata, Actinopteri, Siluriformes, Clariidae.